Protopolystoma xenopodis is the source of this 300-nucleotide messenger RNA. The record is from the annotation of a GenBank genome assembly. Lineage: Eukaryota; Metazoa; Platyhelminthes; Monogenea; Polystomatidea; Polystomatidae.
GUAUGCCGCCUGACUGCGUCUGAAACGAAGUUGCUACGUGAAUUAGUGGAAGAGCGUGAGGCCUCUGCAGUGAUGGCUCGGCGAGUUCAAGCCCGACAACGUGAUCUGGUCCGUCAGCUUUGGCAGGCGACACGUCGGUUAGCCGAGCUGGAAGGCGGUCAGGAGAGGCGGCCUUCUGAAGGUGGCACCACAGUCUCCCUCGCUGGUGUUGGUGAGGAUUCCAGCAGACCAGUGAAUACGGUAUAUUCGACAACGCAAACGACCAUCAGAUACUCGGAAGCAAUCGUGCUGGCCAUAUGA